This is a messenger RNA of Guillardia theta CCMP2712, 1077 nucleotides long. RefSeq lists its product as hypothetical. The record is from RefSeq and is a predicted model, not a curated record. Gene Ontology annotation, molecular function: polynucleotide 3'-phosphatase activity; double-stranded DNA binding; ATP-dependent polydeoxyribonucleotide 5'-hydroxyl-kinase activity. Gene Ontology annotation, biological process: DNA repair. The transcript is spliced from 7 exons. NCBI's taxonomy places the organism in Eukaryota, Cryptophyceae, Pyrenomonadales, Geminigeraceae. The coding region runs from base 1 to 1077 and encodes 358 amino acids.
AUGCUGGUGGUGGCAGUGAUAGGAGGAGCGAAAGUGACGGCAGCAGGAGGAAGGAGCGACAUGGUCGAGAGCGCCGCCAUGUUUCAUGGGCUGAGCAUGAUCAUCCAGUGUAAGGGCCCGAUGCAGCAGUGCAUUCUCAAAGCGCAGGUGGCGGAGAAUGGCGGGAAGGUGGUGGAGGCAGGGGAAGACGCGAAUAUCGUGUGCUGCGAAGCGGACAAGAAGAGAGAUGAGAUCCUGUCCCUGCGCUUCGGGGAAUGCUCAGGGGCAGAGCUGGAGGGGAGGCUGCAGAAGGAGGGGGUGCGUGCCGUCAGUGUCAAGUGGCUGUAUGCAUGCUUGAAGCAGAAAGAAAGGAUCGACUGGAACCCUUUCAUCCUUGUAGAAGAGGAAGCUGCUUGUAAGGGCAAGGAGGAGGGCGCGUCGGACAAGGUGUGUGGGAAGAGGAGGAAGGAGGAGGAUCAAGGGAAAGAGGGGGAUCAGGAGGAAAGGGUGCAGCAGAAGGCUGUCAAAUUAGCGCCGAUCUUUGGGCCCAAGAAGACGGCAAAGGACCUGGUCAACGACAAGCAAGCAAGCCUGCUCAUGUGGAAGUCUUGUGACUUUCAAGGAGCUGAGAAGAUUGCUGCGUUCGACCUCGAUGGCACUUUGAUCAGGACAAAGAGCAGAAAGAAAUUUCCUCAGAACUUCGACGACUGGUGCUUGAUCCGUCCUUCUAUUCUCAAACCGAAGUUGCAAUCGCUCGUCAAGGAUGGAUUUUGCAUUGUGAUCAUCAGCAACCAGAAAAGGAUCGACAAGAAUCCAGAUUACGAGGCAGGGGUCGAGCAUAAGAUCUCGUCGAUCCACUCGGCCCUUGGCUGCCCUCUGAUCUUCUUUGCCUGCUAUGGCUCGGACGAGAACCGAAAGCCAGCUCCCGGGAUGUGGUUCAAGACAGUGGAGAAGAUGAAAGAGCUCAAGGCGAGAUCAGAGCCGUUGUCGUUGACAUUCACACGUUCAUCUCUUGCCUUCAGGGCUGCGAAGUCAACGUCAAAGGCUCUUUCUACGUCGGGGACGCAGCCGGUCGGCCCCUCGGGUACGUUGGAUUGA